Messenger RNA from Paracoccidioides brasiliensis Pb18, 2844 nucleotides. RefSeq lists its product as uncharacterized. Gene Ontology annotation, cellular component: endoplasmic reticulum; membrane. The record is from RefSeq and is a predicted model, not a curated record. Gene Ontology annotation, biological process: protein O-linked glycosylation via mannose. Bases 1 to 2844 code for a protein of 947 amino acids. Gene Ontology annotation, molecular function: dolichyl-phosphate-mannose-protein mannosyltransferase activity. The transcript has 5 exons.
AUGGCCUCCAAGUCGCCCAGAAGCGGGCUGGGGGUGGAAACCCACACGCGCAAAGGCCGUUCUCCCUCCCGAUCCCCCAAUUCGAAGACCAGGAAGAAGGCAGCGGCAUCGAAGAAUUCCCACUACGGCUCUGAAGGAGUUACAGAUCAUGAUGUGCUUCAACUACCGGUCUCCGAUUACAAAAUUAUGCUCCGGUUGACAGCGCUGGCCUUCGUGGUACGACUAUUCAGGAUCUACCAGCCAACAAGUGUUGUGUUUGAUGAAGUGCACUUCGGUGGGUUUGCGACGAAAUAUAUCAAGGGGAAAUUCUUCAUGGACGUGCACCCACCGCUGGCUAAAAUGCUUAUCGCCCUUGUCGGAUACUUGGCCGGAUUUCGUGGUGACUUCGACUUUAAAGACAUUGGGAAAGAUUACUUGGAACCAGGCGUUCCGUACGUGGCUAUGCGCAUGUUUCCCGCCUUAAUGGGUGUAAUGGCUGUUCCGACGAUGUUCCUUACUCUGAAAGCAUAUGGCUGUCGAACUUCUACAGCUUCAAUGGGUGCAUUGCUUAUUACAUUCGAAAACGCACUGACGACCCAGUCCCGGUUUAUCCUUCUCGAUUCACCUCUGAUCAUUUUUACCGCCCUUACCUCACUCGCCUUUACAAACUUUACAAACCAGCAUGAGCAAGGGCCUUCAAAGGCAUUCGAAGCUUCGUGGUGGUUUUGGCUCAUUCUUACAGGUAUCUUCUUGGGCGCCACUGUUAGUGUUAAGUGGGUGGGUCUUUUUACCAUCGCCUGGGUGGGAAGCUUGACAAUCCUUCAGCUCUGGGUUCUGCUUGGAGAUACCAGAACAGUCACCGCCGGUAUCUGGUUUAAACACUUUUUUGCGAGAGUACUCUGUCUCAUCGUUCUCCCAGUUGCGUUCUAUAUGGCCAUGUUUCAGAUUCACUUCAUAUGCUUGGUCAACCCUGGUGAUGGAGAUGGUUUUAUGUCUUCCGAAUUCCAGUCGACCCUCAACUCCAAAGCAAUGGAGGAUGUACCAGCUGAUGUAGCCUUUGGCUCAAAAGUCUCUAUCCGCCAUUACAAUACUCAGGGCGGGUAUUUGCAUUCACAUUCUUCUAUGUAUCCUGCGGGCAGCAAGCAACAACAAGUCACUCUGUACCCCCACAAGGAUGACAAUAACCUCUGGCUCAUUGAGAACAACACCCAGCCGUUGGGCGACUACGGGUUAAUUCAGGGACCAACCGCCUGGGAUAACAUAACCGCUAGCAACAUUAUAGACGGAUCAGUUAUCAGGAUUUACCACCUCGCUACGCACCGAAGACUUCAUUCCCAUGACGUUCGCCCUCCCGUGACAGAAGCUGAUUGGCAGAACGAGGUAUCUGCAUAUGGUUACGAAGGGUUUCCUGGUGAUGCAAAUGACCUUUUCCGCGUUGAGAUUGUCAAAUCGAUGUCCGAAGGCGACGAAGCGAAGAAACGUCUCCGCACAAUCCAGACAAAGUUCAAGCUCAUCCACCAUAUGACCGGAUGCGUACUGUUUUCACACAAGGUGAAGCUUCCACAAUGGGGAUUCGAGCAGCAAGAAGUCACAUGCGCCAAAGGCGGGACUCUCCCCAAUAGCGUUUGGUACAUCGAGGAAAAUCACCAUCCAAUGCUCGGACCAGACGCCGAGAAAGUCAACUACAAGAGGCCUGGGUUCUUGAGCAAGUUCUGGGAAUUGCAGAAGGUUAUGUGGAGGACGAACGCUGGCCUCGUCGAGCCCCACGCGUGGGAUUCCAGACCUUCCUCCUGGCCGACACUUUUACGAGGUAUCAAUUUCUGGGGCAUAGACCACCGCCAGGUUUAUCUAAUUGGUAACCCUCUUAUUUGGUGGUCUUCAACCCUUGCAAUACUGUUCUACGUCAUCUUCAAGGGUCUUGCUACUCUGCGCUGGCAACGAAGUUACGACGAUUAUAAGAAUGUGAACUUCAAACGCUUCGAUUAUGAGCUUGGACAAACCGUCCUUGGAUGGGCUUUCCACUACUUCCCAUUCUACCUCAUGGCACGCCAGCUGUUCCUCCACCAUUAUUUACCAGCGCUCUACUUUGCCAUCCUUGCGUUCUGCCAGAUUGUCGAUUACGGGGUAAACAGGGUCAGCUUGACAGGGUUCAGAAGCAAACCUAUCCUCGGGAAGAUAUUCAUGUUUCUCUUUGUUACGCUAUCGAUUGUUGUCUUCUCCCUUUUCUCGCCAUUAAUCUACGGCAACCCUUGGACCAAGAAUGCGUGCGGUAGAGUCAAGCUUCUCGACACGUGGGAUUUCGAUUGCAACCUUUUCCACGAUAAGCUGUCUGAAUAUGAUACACCAAUCGACUUUGUCAAUGGCUCUGAACAACUUCCUUUCCCAACUCCUGCUCCCCAGGGGCAGGAGCAAGAAGGAGAGCCACUGCCACUACCAGCGCAACAACAGGAGCAAAAUGAUGACCCAGGUCAAGUACCAGACAAUGCAAUGGUGACUUCCGCCCAAACGAUGGAACAUACCAAUUCCCAUGUGGAAUAUCGUGACCAGGACGGAAAUAUCUUGAACGACGAGCAAGUAGCGUUGCUGCAAAAGGAGGGUGACGUCUCGUUUGAAACCAAAUACGAAACACGGACGAGAAUAAUUGAUGCGCAGGGCCACGGGGCGAGCGGGGAAGUUCUUAAACCUCAACACCCUGAUGCUGAGGGGCAGAAUCCUGAAACGUCUAGCAAGGGCGACACUGGCGAGUUGCCGAUUAACCGGCCUGCACGCGAACUUAGUGAUGAGAAGUUUGUGGAGACGAAUGCAGGUACGCCCAAGCCGGCAAGUGAAGGGCAUGAGGCUACGAAGAGGGAUGAUGGAAUUUGA